AGUAGACUGCUCUGAAGUUGAUACGAGCUUCUCUGAGAAAAAGAGCAGGGCCUGGAGGACCUGUGAUAGGGAGCAACUGUUUUCAGAUACCUGCAUUAAAUCUCAGCCGUGCUUUUCUGCCAGCUGCUGCAGAGCAGAAGAUUAGCAGACAUGUCCAUAGCACUCAAGCAAGUCUUUAAUAAAGAUAAGACUUUCCGCCCAAAACGCAAGUUUGAGCCUGGAACCCAGAGGUUUGAACUUCACAAACGAGCGCAGGCCUCUCUGAACUCAGGCGUGGACUUGAAAGCGGCUGUGCAGUUGCCCAGUGGAGAAGACCAAAAUGACUGGGUGGCUGUCCAUGUUGUUGACUUCUUCAAUAGGAUCAACCUUAUUUAUGGAACUAUCUGUGAGUUCUGCACAGAGACGACCUGCCCAGUGAUGUCUGGAGGCCCUAAGUAUGAGUACCGGUGGCAGGAUGACAUGAAGUACAAGAAGCCCACAGCGUUGCCAGCACCCCAAUAUAUGAAUCUUCUCAUGGACUGGAUCGAGGUGCAAAUCAACAAUGAGGAUAUAUUUCCUACGAGUGUAGGUGUUCCCUUUCCAAAGAACUUCCUUCAGAUCUGCAAGAAGAUACUCUGCCGGCUUUUUCGGGUGUUUGUUCACGUCUACAUCCAUCACUUUGACCGUAUUAUCCUUAUGGGGGCUGAGGCCCACGUCAAUACCUGUUACAAGCAUUUUUAUUACUUUGUGACAGAGCUCAACCUCAUAGACCGCAAAGAACUAGAGCCUUUGAAAGAGAUGACAACCAGGAUGUGUCACUAAAAAGCAACCCACUGAAGAAAAGCAAAGUCCAAUUUCCUUCUUA
Messenger RNA from Gymnogyps californianus (California condor), 844 nucleotides. RefSeq names its product MOB kinase activator 3B (gene MOB3B). The record is from RefSeq and is a predicted model, not a curated record. Gene Ontology annotation, cellular component: cytoplasm; nucleus. Gene Ontology annotation, biological process: signal transduction; positive regulation of protein phosphorylation. Lineage: Eukaryota; Metazoa; Chordata; Aves; Accipitriformes; Cathartidae. Gene Ontology annotation, molecular function: protein kinase activator activity. The coding region runs from base 151 to 801 and encodes 216 amino acids. The transcript has 3 exons.